AUAUCCCAGAGGGUUUCAGACAGGGAACCGAGCCCAUUAUGCAUAUCCCAGAGGGUUUCAGACAGGGAACCGAACCCAUGAGGUCCGUCCCAGAGGGCUUCAGACAGGGAACCGAGCCCAUUAUGCAUAUCCCAGAGGGUUUCAGACAGGGAACCGAACCCGUGAGGUCCAUCCCAGAGGGCUUCAGACAGGGAACCGAACCCUCCAACCUCCAGAGAAAGACGGUGGCGUGUGAGGGGGAGGUCAUCGAUGGAAACUGCUACGAGUUCAACCCUACGCUGCUGGCCUUCCAAGACGCACAGGCCUUAUGCAGAGCUCUCGCCCCAAAUGCCGAGCUUGCAUCCGUAACCACUGGCGAUCUGCAUUCCCGCCUCGUCUCCCUGGUGACCAAGGGUGGCGGGAGUAACCCUGUGUUGACCUGGCUGGGGGGCACGGUCAAGAACCAGCAGGCGUCAUGGGUAGACGGGUCUGAGUGGAGAUACAGCGACUGGAUGCCGGGUCAACCCAACAUUCAGACCGAUAAACCCGUCUGUGUGGAGAUGUUCAAGAUGGAUGAGAGCUGGUGGACGGCCGCCGACUGUGAACUGAAGAGAGCGUCCAUCUGCUCGUACCAGAUCACUGCAUGAAGACCACAAAGAAGCAGAGCAUGAGAGGGUGGCUCUCUUGAUUAGUCUCUAUCAAUCUUAAAGAGAAGUAAUGUUUAGACAUUAGUCUUCUGUAUACAUCUGUAUUUCCUCAAAUAAAAC
Anoplopoma fimbria (sablefish) is the source of this 746-nucleotide messenger RNA. Its product is annotated as lectin-like. NCBI's taxonomy places the organism in Eukaryota, Metazoa, Chordata, Actinopteri, Perciformes, Anoplopomatidae. Bases 39 to 626 code for a protein of 195 amino acids. The record is from RefSeq and is a predicted model, not a curated record. Gene Ontology annotation, molecular function: signaling receptor activity. The transcript has 4 exons.